Misgurnus anguillicaudatus (oriental weatherfish) is the source of this 4727-nucleotide messenger RNA. The record is from RefSeq and is a predicted model, not a curated record. Lineage: Eukaryota; Metazoa; Chordata; Actinopteri; Cypriniformes; Cobitidae.
UAAAAUAACUGAAAAUGUGUUUGUCUGAAAAACAAUGGACACAUGCAUCUCGGACGGCUUCGAGGUGAGUAAAUCAUUGGUUUAAGGCAUAGUCACAGAAUUUUUUGCAAAUUUUUCCGUGGCAUUCUCACGGAUCUCCGCAUAUUUCCGUGGCCCUGACACAGACUUUCUUUUCCGUGGCAUUCUCACGGAUUGGUUACUGUUUUGUCCUAUUUUCUUACCAUUGUCGCUUCGGUUUAGGGUUAUCACCUAAUUUGCAUAUGGCAUUAUUAGACGCAAACUUUGCUGUAUCCAACUGUAGGGUCUUUGUUAUAAAUGGAUUAUUAACUAUAUAUUAUUAUUAAGUACAGUACAUUAGCAUGUAUGGCAUAGGCUUAUUGCGUUAGCAAAACUUGUUACAUGAGCUGCAUACCAGAUAUGCAUAGCAUGACAGAAGUUACAUAGUGUCAGACCUCUUGGUGAGGUGUGACUCUUCUGUCUCCAAACAGCGGUCAUCUUGGAGUUAGAUGUAAACUCUUUGAGAAAGAUUUUUAGAUGUUCAUUCUCGCAGGAAUUCAAUGUUUUUUUUUUUUUAGAAAAUAGUUUCCUCUGAAUUCACCCAUUUGGUGUCAGUCCAAGGGACGCCGUUAAAAUGUUUGAAUUGUAGGUUGAAUAACCAGUUUGACAACGACACGAUGACGCACAAUGUCACUUAUAAACACGGAUACCUGAAUGACAUUGUACUUACACAUGGCUUCAAGUAACAAAAUGAACCUCGAAACAUGCCGACUAUACAUUCACAAGGAGAGACGCUUAAAGUUGUUGUUUACUGGCCUGUGCUUUGAAAUUACAGGAUUUUUGGUUGUAUGGACUUACAUGGGAAGUAAAGAAGAAAAACCACCUCCAAACAAGUUCUUGUUUCAGCACGUUGCCAAACUUUGCAACUCCAGAAACUUCUCCACAUCUCCUGCUGAUGUUCUGCUAGAAAUCAAUUCAGAAGAUUCAGAAUCAAGUUCAAGUUCAUUUUACUCUGAAUUUGGAAUCAGUUCAGAAAGUUACUCCAGUUUACAGCAGCAACUCUACUGGGCUAGACCGGACAGAUCAAUCACAGAUGUGUCUAUGAGUACAAGUGCAGCUCACUCCACUUUCAUCAUACAGAACCUGAAAGACAGCUACCAAAUAGGGGAGGAGCUUUUUGUUACUAUCCAUGCCAGAGACUUUAACAAUAAAUAUAAAUGUUAUGGAGGAGAUUUCUUUCAAGCAAAGCUUUUCUCUUCUGAAAAUCCCCAAAAGGCCAGUGUGUUUGGGGAGGUGGUGGAUUUGCUCAAUGGCUCUUACUCUGUGCGUUUUCUUCUGCCGUGGGUUGGACAGGCACAGGUGGCUGUGCGUCUGAUCCACUCCAGUGAAGCUGUGCAGGUCCUCAAGCAUCACAGAGACACAGAUUCAGACAGAGUUUACUUUAAGGGAUAUUUUGAAGGACCAGGACCAAAUGGGACCAGGUUGACAGAAACAGUUGUGUGUAAUGUGAAGUGGGACCAGAAUGGACUGGAGAGGAUGCUGACUGGAGAUUGCUGCUGUGAUUACAAAGAUUUUCGCAGUGGAGAAGAAUGGCGCUGUCAAAGACCCAAAUCCCUGCCAUGCAGCGCUCGUGUCUAUCACUCUAUGGGCGGGUAUAACGAAUGUUUGACUGCCAAAGAAGCAAUGUUUAUGAAUGAAACCAACAAAGACAUCAAUGGACAAAUAACACCAAUCAAGAUUCUUCCUUCCAGUGAAACAGUGCAAAUUGAUGUAACACAGAAAUGUCGUGCUGGUUUGCACACACCAGUUCCAGCUGGGUUUUACCUGAAUGAUGUUUGGGAGUCCUUUGUGUGUAGAACCCGUAAUUUUACUACCGAAACAACAACACAGUGCCUGAAAGACAAACACAUCCACAUGAUGGGAGACUCUACUUUGAGACAGUGGUUUGAAUUCUUGCUGAAAGCAGUACCAACUUUAAAGCGGAUGAACCAGCAUGUUCAAUAUAAGGCAGGGCCUCUUCUAGCAGUGGAUGUGGAGAACAACAUUGACUUACACUGGAGGUCUCACGGUCUUCCUCUACGCUGUCUGAAAACAGAAGUGACUAAUCUGCACUACGUCAGUAAUGAGAUUGACGAUCUGACUGGAGGACCUCACACUGUUAUUGUAUUUAAUCUGGGGCCACACUUCACAACAUACCCUCUCGAUUACUACACCCGCAGAGUGUUGAGGAUCCGCAAAGCUGUGCUAGAUAUGUUACAACGGGCACCAGACACUACCGUUAUAAUCAAGACUGUCAACACCGGCUAUAAGGAUGUGUUUGGCAGUGACUGGUAUUCUCUGCAGUUGGACAGAAUCCUACGGUGGGCUUUUCAAGAUGUUGGUGUUUAUAUUUUGGAUGUUUGGCAAAUGACAGCCUGUCACUACAACGAAGAGAAAAUUCAUCCAGGUCCUGUCAUCAUCAAAAAUGAGAUAGACAUUUUGCUUUCUUUCAUUUGCCCUGAAUGAUUUUGUCAGGAACAAUCAGGGAAUAAAAGCAACAGUCUUUAUUUUUAUUUUAUAUACAUUGAAUGUGUUAAACAUGGUAAUACACUAUAAGUGUUUUUUACAAUAUAAUAAAUAGUGGCAGAAACUGCUGAGGGUGGCAGAUAAAUUACAAACUGUCGAACAAAAUCUGGCACCAACAAACUAAAAAGGUGUUUCUUUUCACUAGUUGCACACUUACAUCGUUCCUGCAUUGCACCCAACUGUGUACGUCACAUAACAACCCUUAAUGUUUGUCUUUUAUAAUUUAUUACUUGUUUAUUCUAUUCUUUAUUACUUGUGUAUCGUCGUAUUACUAUUCUUUAUAUAAUCUCUAACCUAUGCCAUUCUAAUGUGGACAGCAAAAAGAGAAUUUCAUUUCCAUUCAAAAGAUAUAGAUACAUACAUCCAAACUUGGUUAUGUAACCACCAUUUUUACAGUGUAGCUUCUCAAAGCAGGUUUUGGUAUCUUUAAGUUAAUGCUUCUUUUCUAUGUUAUUAAUCAUUGUCAGCUUGGGAAAGUGUAAAAAUACACAACGUUGCCCGGCCUCUCGGGAUACCUAGUGUCGGGGUUGCAUGCACACCGUUUGACCAUUUUAAACUUAAAAUGACAAGAAAAAACAUAUAAAAACGAAUGAAAACUGACUAACUGCAAUGCAUUUCAAUGCAUGUGGAAGUACAGAAUGUAGAGAAUGUCUACUAAUUGGCUUAUCGUGUUUGGGGCGUGGCUUAGCCAUAGCUCAAUUGUCACAAGUAGAUAUGGGUUUAUAAUGAAACAUCAAUAAAUGAAUUUUUACACUUAAUCAAUUGAAUGUUUUAUUUUAGCUUUAUACUAACUUAAUAAUAAUAAUAAUAAUAAUAAUAAUAAUAAUAAUAAUAAUAAUAAUAAUACAUUUUAUUUAAAGGCGCCUUUCAGAGCACUCAAGGACACCGUACAGUAAAAUGACAGUCAUAAAACAACUCAAGACAAUACAACAGAACAUCAACAGUGAAACAUACAAUAUUUAAAACUGAUCAGAAAAAGCUGAUUUAAAUAGGUACGUUUUAAGACGUGAUUUAAAAGUAACCAGACAAUCACUUUCUUGUAGAGAUUUUGGAAGAGAAUUCCAGAGAUGAGGGGCAGCACAGCUGAACGCCCUGGACCCCAUAGUGACUAAGCGAACGGAAGGUACUACAAGGGAGACAGAAGAGGAAGAUCGAAGUGUACACUUCGGGGUGUAGAUGUGAAGCAGUUCAGAGAGAUAUAAGGGUGCUAGAUUAUGAAGAGCUUUGAAAGUGAGAAACAGAAUCUUAUACUCUAGACGUCUAGACAAUCUGAGAGAGAGGUUGACAGAAGACUAGAAUUUGGUUUGGAUGAUGAGUAGAGCUGGGUGUCAUCCGCAUAGCAAUGAAAACUAAUGCCAUAUUUCCUGAAGAUGUUACCAAGGGCUAGUAAGUAAAUGAAAAAUAAAAGAGGGCCGAGAACAGAGCCUUGAGGGACACCAGCAGUGAGAGUUGAGUGCAUCCGGAAAGAUAGGAUCUGAACCAGGUAAGAGGAAUGCCAGGGAUACCUAUUGAAAGUAAUUUAUCUAAGAGAACAUGAUGGGAAAUUGUAUCAAAGGCUGCACUUAGAUCGAGUAAGAUGAGUAAUGUUAAGAGUCCAGAAUCAGCUGACAUCAGUAGGUCAUUAAAUAAAGGUCAAAUAAAAAAAUUAACGACUUUUACCAUGGCGGUCUCUGUACUAUGCAAUGAUUGAAAACCAGACUGGAAUUUUUUGAACACUUAAGAUUACUUAAGAUUCAAUCAUUAGCAUUAUUGUAAGCAUUUGGAGUAUUGCUUUAAUUUUUUCAGUUUAUAUAAAUCACUGAAUUUUUAUAUUAGGAGAUUGUGUAUUAUUUUAUUUGUUUAUUCAAAUAUUCAUGCUUGAAUGAUUUAUUAAUCUCUCAGGUGUUUGACUGGCAGAUAUGAGGCCUUGAAUGAUUGAACAGUUUUGUUAGUGCUGUGAUUUGCGGAUUAAAAUGAGGGAACGACAUUGAAUGAAUAAAAAUCAAACACCACUACAAAAUUGCUAACCUGAUAUAUUGCACUACUAAAUAGAGAACAGGACAUACAGCAUACCCUCCGUCAUUUAAGUAUGUAACUGAUUUUGCCUACCUAAAUAAAUGAGUUUUAUAUUUCUACGCACACCAUGUGCAAAAAUGUUUGUAUCCUAAUCAAGUUUACUAAAAUAU